Ixodes scapularis (black-legged tick) is the source of this 1816-nucleotide messenger RNA. RefSeq lists its product as uncharacterized. The record is from RefSeq and is a predicted model, not a curated record. Lineage: Eukaryota; Metazoa; Arthropoda; Arachnida; Ixodida; Ixodidae. The transcript has 2 exons. Bases 116 to 1534 code for a protein of 472 amino acids.
CACGCGGUGGCGCGGCAAGACAAGGUCACGCGAUUCUUUCGCAGUCCUUCAGUCAAGAACGUCGCGGAGUCGGGAGGCUUCAACAACGGGCCGCGUCCUACGGCAUACCAGCACCAUGCCCGCUCACAAGUCCGUGACUACCCUGCAAACGAUGUGCAUUGGUUACGUGGCCAACCACAUCGACAGUCUAUGCGUUGACCAUGGCAAGCUGAAGAAGCUGGACCAACGGCUGUUUGACUCCAUUCCGACCGUACUGCCUGGCAACGUUGCUUGCCUCAACCAUCUGCUGAACCACAACCACCAUCUGUUCGUCGUUCGGAUACCUUUCUGGCCCACCAUCGAACUCGACAUGUCAAACCUCCUCAACAAGAUCGCUGAGCAGAGCGAAGGGCUGGUGGAACUGCGCAUCCAUGCCUUCAUCGCCGACGCCUUUGUCUCGGACGUUGUCGCGACCCUCUCAAGACUGCCGCGACUCCAGCGACUCACGCUCAAGCUGGUAGUGGUCUCCGGGGACCUCAUUACCGCACUCACGCAACACUGCACUGAGUUGACCGAGGUAACACUGAGUGGCAGCUGCCUCACGGAGGACUGUCUCGACCUGUUCUCCACGUGUAUUAACAUCGAGGUCCUCAUAAUCAACUGCGUCAUCGCGGACCCUGAUGCCACGGCAGCACGUUCCCUCCAAGUACUGGCCUUACCUCGUCUGCGCAUCUUCAGGUGCGACAUCCUCACGCAGGCUCUCAGGUUGCUCGACCUCUCCAUCAGGCUCUCUCUCACCGAGUACGUGGAAAUGAAUCAGAUGAACCUCCAACCCAUCAACGCCCUCUCACACGUGCUUCACGUCUGCCCGAUGCUAACGACCCUGUACCUGCACCUGUUCGGCAACGAGGACGUGGAAGGCAUCGAGCUUCUAAUUCAUCUCCGGGAGUUGUCGCUGUACCUCUGGCCCCGCGGUUCGGGCAUCGCCUUCAUGAUAGAGUUCCAGCUAGUACUGAGAGCGAUCGGAGGCAACCUGAAGGUCUUGCGGCUCUGGUUUGCAAACCUGGAUUUCACCAACAUCACCACACACUGCACCGCACUGGAGGAACUGGAGGUUUGCCACAUCAACUGGAUCCGAAACUUCGACGGCCGGCAGCUUGCACCUCUGACGCGUUUGCAGACCUUCAAGCUGUCCCUGACGUUGUAUCCCUUCAUCAAAUCGCCCGUUCCUGGCUUAAUCCUUACCGCGUUCCGCACAAAAUUGAAACGCAUCGAGCUGGAAAAGUGUCACCUCAGCGACUACCAGUUUGACCUGCUUCUCAACACCGGGAGACUGGAUGACCUCGUGGUGAUGCGCUUGUCCAGCGUGUGCUGCUUGUCUAUUCACAGUCUCAGGAGGCUAAUGGCGAGACGUGGUGGUGCUUUCAAACUUCUGCACGUGUUCUUGUGCGGACGCAUUAGUGAGGAAGACAUCGACGGCCUUCGUGGCAUGAUCCGAGAUCUCAACUUGGACGUCACUGUUCUCACCGACUAUCUUGAGUUUAGUUUUUUCUGAUGUAUCAUGACGCUUGUAGACUUAACGAUGUCAAGGUAAUUGAUGUCGUCGUAUGCGGAAAAAAGUGUGCUGUUUAAAUGUCCUUUAAUCGCGUAAUAUUUUAGUCAACGACAACCGGUACAUUUUUAUGAAAUGAGCCGCGCAGAAAAAUAAUGCUAAAAAAGUUUUAAAAGUACCUUGAAACAAUAGCGAUUAGUGUAAACCUAGAGUGAAAAAACUAUUCGCCAACGGGGGAAGUACAAUGUCUAUUGGACCGUAAUAAAUAUGUGCCAACCAAUGGUA